Molecule: messenger RNA, 714 nt
Organism: Aspergillus japonicus CBS 114.51
Lineage: Eukaryota; Fungi; Ascomycota; Eurotiomycetes; Eurotiales; Aspergillaceae
Exons: 3
Coding region: 1-714 (237 amino acids)
Source: RefSeq, a predicted model, not a curated record
AUGUUUAGGCGCUUGAGGGAGACUGAGCCUGAUAGGCUCUCCUUAAGACUUAGCAAGACCCUUCAACCUUUCACUGUAGUACCCUGGGGAGCCCUCGCAAUGUGGUAUCUAGGUGUCCCUAUCGCUGUCGGGGCUCCUAUAAUUGUGGUGCAAGAUAACAACUAUACUGCUGUUAUUAAACGGCUCGAGAGCGCAGGAUUCAAACAAAGUGUUCCAAAUCGCGUACCUCCUUCUGAGAUUAUAGAGAAUCAUCCGAACCCACAGCAGGUGCUGGAGGAGAUAAAUGCUGGCUAUGAACACUUGGAUCGGUCUUGUGCAGGGUUUGAUUAUCCAAAUGGCGAACCAACAGAAAAAGGCCUGCAAUUAUAUUUGUUUCCAAACAUGUUUGCGCACUCUUUCCAGGACGAUUCCCCCCGCCCCUUGACCGAAGCAAAAGAUGGAGCGCCGAGAAAGCGAUUUGAGACUUACGGCAACCUGUGCUACCCUCUGGAACAAACGCUCCUGGAAAGUUUUGUUAAGACUGCAAUUGAUGAAGAAACAGAAAAAGGCUUCUCUGCAUGGGGCGAGUCACUGAGGUCCUGGGUAUCUCUGAUGACAGGUCGCAACUUUGGUCGGAUUCAUGAGGCCAAUUUCGGUCCCAUUGAUCGACGCGUUACGAAACGUCUAGGCUCGGGAAAAGAGAUACCAGUAGAUAUGAGAGUAAAUCCUAUUUAA